AUGCAUCUCCCCUCGCUUUCCUUGUCCCUGACGGCCUUGGCCAUCGCCAGUCCUUCUGCCGCUUAUCCUCACUUUGGCUCCUCCCAGCCCGUCCUGCACAGUAAUUCCGACACCACUCAAUCGCGCGCAGAUGCCAUUAAGGCUGCCUUCUCGCACGCCUGGGAUGGCUACCUCCAAUACGCGUUUCCUCAUGACGAGCUGCAUCCCGUGUCGAAUGGCUAUGGCGACUCCCGGAAUGGCUGGGGUGCCUCGGCCGUGGAUGCACUCUCCACAGCAGUGAUCAUGCGCAAUGCCACCAUUGUCAAUCAGAUCCUGGACCACGUGGCCAAAAUUGAUUAUUCUAAGACAAACACCACCGUGAGCCUCUUCGAGACCACCAUCCGUUACCUGGGAGGCAUGCUGUCCGGAUAUGAUCUGCUGAAGGGGCCCGUGUCCGACCUGGUGCAAGACUCGUCGAAAAUCGACGUGCUCUUGACCCAAUCGAAGAACCUCGCCGAUGUGCUUAAGUUCGCCUUCGACACGCCUUCGGGGGUUCCAUACAACAACCUCAACAUCACCUCAGGGGGGAAUGAUGGAGCCAAGACCAAUGGUCUGGCUGUGACGGGUACACUGGCGCUGGAAUGGACGCGCCUGUCGGAUCUUACGGGUGACACCACGUAUGCCGACCUGAGCCAGAAGGCCGAGUCGUACCUCCUCAACCCGCAGCCCAAGUCUGCGGAGCCGUUCCCCGGCUUGGUUGGAAGCAACAUCAACAUCAGCAAUGGACAGUUCACGGAUGCGCAGGUGAGCUGGAAUGGUGGCGAUGACUCCUACUACGAGUACCUGAUCAAGAUGUACGUGUACGACCCCAAGCGGUUCGGUCUCUACAAGGACCGCUGGGUGGCUGCGGCGCAAUCGACGAUGCAGCAUCUCGCGUCGCACCCCUCGUCCCGCCCGGACCUGACCUUCCUGGCAUCCUACAACAACGGAACUUUGGGAUUGAGCUCGCAACACUUGACCUGCUUCGACGGAGGUAGCUUCUUGCUGGGAGGCACCGUACUGAACCGGACCGACUUCAUUAAUUUCGGCCUGGACCUGGUGAGCGGGUGUCAUGAUACGUACAACUCGACGUUGACGGGAAUUGGUCCGGAGUCGUUCAGCUGGGAUACCAGCGACAUUCCCUCGAGCCAGCAGUCGCUCUACGAGAAAGCCGGAUUCUACAUUACUAGUGGCGCGUACAUUCUGCGCCCGGAAGUGAUUGAAAGCUUCUACUAUGCCUGGAGAGUUACCGGGCAGGAAACAGUAAGCUUGAGUCCUCAUUCUAUUAGGUCAAUAGUGACUAACAACAUCUUAGUACCGGGAUUGGAUCUGGAGCGCAUUCAGCGCCGUCAACGACUACUGCCGCACCAGCUCCGGAUUUUCAGGUCUGACAGACGUGAACGCGGCCAACGGCGGCAGUCGAUACGAUAA
Aspergillus luchuensis is the source of this 1449-nucleotide messenger RNA. RefSeq names its product glycoside hydrolase family 47 protein (gene MNS1B). The record is from RefSeq and is a predicted model, not a curated record. Gene Ontology annotation, molecular function: mannosyl-oligosaccharide 1,2-alpha-mannosidase activity; calcium ion binding. Gene Ontology annotation, biological process: N-glycan processing; carbohydrate metabolic process. The transcript has a single exon. Gene Ontology annotation, cellular component: endoplasmic reticulum; Golgi membrane. Lineage: Eukaryota; Fungi; Ascomycota; Eurotiomycetes; Eurotiales; Aspergillaceae. Bases 1 to 1449 code for a protein of 482 amino acids.